CUUCGUAGUUCGUUCUCUAGAAAGUCGGUUACUCUGCAUUCUCUGCAAUUGCUUCCAGCUUUAGAGUAGCUAUGAUUCGUGCAAGGGCGAUGAUAGUAUCUCUCAGGCUCGCCAACUCGCUUCUCUCAACUCGGCAGCUAUGGACACAGGUGACUCGGUUCUCUACCCUUUCCUCUCCCUCUCUGUCAAAACAUUCUCACAUUUUUCAUCCUUUCAUUACUCAUCAGAAGCUCUACUUCUCAACGAAUACGAACUCGAUUGUACAACUCUUAUUGGACAAAAAUUGGUCUACUGAGUUAGAGGGCGAGUUAGUAAAUAGCUGCCCAAAAUUUACGCAUGAGAUUAUUGUAUUCGUUUUGAAGAAACUCGAUAGAGAGCCACAGAAAGCCUCGGAUUUCUUCAAUUGGGCUUGUGAGAAAAACGGGUUCAGACCCAGUUCUGCCUUGUAUAGCUUAAUGCUUAGGAUAUUACUUAACAAGGAUUCUAUGAAGCAGUUUUGGAUCACUCUGAAGAAAAUGAAGGAAUUAGGGUUUUAUGUUGAUGAGGAAACUUAUGUAUCUUUGUUAGGAAUUCUUAGAAAGGAGAAGAUGUCUGCUGAUGCAGUGGCUUUUACCCAUUUUUUUAACAGGAUGGUUCAAGACAAUGCCAUGGAUGAUGUUGUCAAGAAGGUGGUUGGUGUUGUUCUUGGGGCAGAUUGGAAUGAAGAAAUUGAGAAAGAAUUGGGGGAGAUGAGUAUUGUGCCCUCAGAUAAUUUUGUGAUCAGAGCACUAAAGGAGCUUAGGAAUUACCCUGAUAAAGCGUUGAGCUUUUUUCGUUGGGUUGGUUGUUUUCCAGAUUACAAACACAAUUCUACUACUUAUAAUGCGAUUGCUAGGGUUCUUGGUAGUAAGGACUCUAUAAAGUUUUGGAGUGCUGUUGAGGAGAUGAAAAGUUCUGGUCAUGAGAUGGAUAUAGACACCUAUAUAAAGAUUUCUCGGCAGUUUCAGAAGCACAAGAUGUUGGAAGAUGCGGUGAAGCUUUAUGAAUUUAUGAUGGAUAGCCCAUUUAAACCCUCAGUUCAGGAUUGCGGCAUACUCCUGCGGAUUAUCUCGAGGAUUGAUAACCCAGAUUUGGACUUGGUGUUCAGGGUAGUGAAGAAAUAUGAGGCAUCCGGUUAUACUCUUUCGAAGGCCAUCUAUGAUGGGAUUCAUAGGUCUUUGACAAGUGCGGGGAGGUUUGAUGAAGCGGAGAAUAUUAUCAAGGUUAUGAGAAAUGCAGGAUAUGAACCUGAUAACAUUACGUAUAGCCAGUUGGUCUUUGGACUUUGUAAAGCUGGGAGACUAGAGGAAGCCUGUCGGGUGCUAGAUGAAAUGGAAGCUCAUGGAUGUAUUCCUGACCUCAAAACUUGGACCAUUUUGAUUCAAGGGCAUUGUGCUGCUAAUGAAGUUGAUAAGGGAUUAAUGUGUCUGGCAAAACUGAUAGAGAAAAGAUGUGAUGUGGAUGCUGAUUUGUUGGAUGUCUUAAUAAAUGGUUUCCUUCAGCAAAAGAGGAUAGAAGGUGCCUACACGAUGCUUGUAGAGAUGGUGAAAAAGAUGAGGGUGAGGCCUUGGCAAGCUACAUAUAAACUUCUAAUUGAAAAGCUUUUAGGAGUAAGGAAAUUUGAAGAAGCAAUGGAACUUCUUCUUCUGAUGAAGAAACAAAACUACCCACCUUUCUCUGAACCUUUUGUUCCAUAUAUUUCAAAGUUUGGAACUGUGGAGGAUGCUGCAGAUUUCUUGAAGGCACUGACUGUGAAGGAAUAUCCAUCCAUCUCAACUUACCUUAAUGUUCUCGAAUCCUUCUUGCAGGAAGGUAGACAAUCUGAGGCCAAAGAUGUACUGUUUAAGUGCCCUCAUCAUAUUCGUAAACAUCAGGAGAUUGGCAAACUCUUUGGUUCAUCAAAAACUGAUGAGAUUAAGACUUGAUUUAUUUCUCUUGUUUUCUCCCAUGGAGUUAUCCCAAGUUCAAAGUUUCCUCGUCAAACUGAUUGGGAUUAUUUGAAGCUACCCUGGAGUAAUAGUAUUAUCAAUUUAUCAUUUGGGAAGCCUGCAAUUCCAUGAGCUCUAGCUCGCUGUGAGACAUUACCGCUGGCUCAUGGGUUUGCCUUUUAAGCUGAUGUUGUAGAACACGAAUUUUCUUUUCAUUUGUUUUGGGCAGAAAAAUUGUCGACGGUUCAUUGCUGAACAGCAGGGAUUCUUGUUUUCAUGAUGUGUGCGUUGCUUCUGGUAGGCCGAAAUUUUGCUUCCGGUUGUACGGUCCAUACAGUCUCAUCCUAUGCUAAUAAAAUUAGAGUUGUCUGUACUAUGUGGUGAGUUUGUAAAUAGUGUUUGUCUGGAUGUAUUGGCACAUGAAAACAAUAUUUCUGUAUGAC
Messenger RNA from Tripterygium wilfordii, 2389 nucleotides. RefSeq names its product pentatricopeptide repeat-containing protein At3g48250, chloroplastic. The transcript has a single exon. The record is from RefSeq and is a predicted model, not a curated record. NCBI's taxonomy places the organism in Eukaryota, Viridiplantae, Streptophyta, Magnoliopsida, Celastrales, Celastraceae. Gene Ontology annotation, biological process: RNA splicing. Gene Ontology annotation, molecular function: protein binding. Bases 72 to 1943 code for a protein of 623 amino acids.